This is a messenger RNA of Argiope bruennichi, 621 nucleotides long. Its product is annotated as lysozyme-like. Bases 69 to 542 code for a protein of 157 amino acids. The transcript is spliced from 4 exons. Gene Ontology annotation, molecular function: lysozyme activity. Lineage: Eukaryota; Metazoa; Arthropoda; Arachnida; Araneae; Araneidae. The record is from RefSeq and is a predicted model, not a curated record.
GUAUUACAUCAUAACAAAAGUAUAUAAAUGAAGGUGACUUGUGGUUAAAUGCUCGCAAAAUCAAUAAAAUGGAUUCGCGAAGUGUUGGUUUCGUUCUUUGUCUUGUGGGCUUUGUCGCCUUUGUAAAUGGACAAGGAUUUAAACCAGCUGGACAAAUAUCAGAAGCUUGCUUUAAUUGUUUGUGCGAGGCUUCAUCAGAAUGCGACGAGAAUAUGGAAUGUCAACGCGAAGGUCCUGGCCAAUACCACUGCGGCCCUUACCUCAUCUCAUACGCCUACUGGAAAGAUGGAGGGAAACCCGGUGAAAAUCCUGAUGACCCUCUCGAUUUUGAGAAAUGCGUGAGAUCUAGGCCAUGUGCCGAAGCCGCUAUCCGAGGCUACAUGAACGAAUGGGCCAUUGACUGUGACGGCGACAUGGACAUAGAUUGCUACGAUUGGGCUCGAAUCCACAAAUCUGGAGCUCCUUCUUGCAACAGCACCUGGGUGCUCAACACAGAUUACUGGGCGAGAUUCAGUUCCUGCUACAAGGGAAAAGACGUAUAAAAGGCAUACAUUCAUAUGUUAACAAGCAACGUAGUUUCAUUUUGGCAUCUUUUAGUUUUAAUAAAAAUAUUGCAAUUUA